AAAAAACGAGACGGCUCGUCUAAUUUCACCACUCGCAGCUGUCUAUUUGCAGUCGCUGCCUUAUCCCUUUUCUCCUUCCGCUCCCUCUUCAAUCCUCAUCCCUCUCCCGAUCGCCAGAGGAGCAAAGAUGGCGGCCACGCUCACCUCCGCUCUCUCCCUCGUUGCCUACUACUCCGCCCCUUCCACCGCCUCCUCCUCGCCCGAAUCCCCUUCCAAGGCCCUAAAGUUCGCUGCCCAGUCAUUCCCCCGUCGCGGCUGCCGCCGCGCCACCUUCGUCCGCUCGCCUGCUGCGGUCUCUCCAAAGAUCGAAGAGAUCGGCACCAUCAUCUCCAACCUCACACUGGAGGAAGCCCGCAGCCUCGUCGACCACCUCCAGGACCGUCUCGGCGUCUCUGCCGCCGCCUUCGCGCCCGCCGCUGUUGCCGUUGCUCCCGGAGCCGCCACUGACGCGGCCGCCGGAGGAGAGGCGGCGGUAGAGGAAAAGACCGAGUUCGACGUGGUCAUCGAGGAGGUCCCAAGCAACGCCAGGAUCGCCACCAUCAAGGUGGUCCGGGCGCUGACGAACCUUCCCCUCAAGGAGGCCAAGGACUUGAUCGAGGGGCUUCCGAAGAAGUUCAAGGAGGGCGCAUCAAAGGAGGAGGCGGAAGAGGCCAAGAAGCAGCUCGAGGAGGUUGGGGCAAAGGUCUCGAUCGUAUGAGUUCGGAGGAAUCAAAGCGAAAGAAGUUUCAUGGUUAGAUUUUCAAAUUUACGCUUUUCCGAUCCUCCUUUUUCCUUGUUCAAAUUUUUAUUUAAAUUAGCUUCGGCUAUCGAUCCGUGAACUCUGUCUCAGUGAAUUAUUGGCCACAAAUUCUUAUGUUUAUCCCUUCGGAAUUCGUGUGUUAAAAUGGAUUCCUCGGGCUACAAUUUCCAGAGCUAAAAAGAUGGUCAAACCUGGUGUAUCAACCUAGUUGCUCAAUUUUCCAAUUACUUUGAUGAUCA
This is a messenger RNA of Zingiber officinale, 978 nucleotides long. RefSeq names its product 50S ribosomal protein L12, chloroplastic-like. The record is from RefSeq and is a predicted model, not a curated record. Gene Ontology annotation, molecular function: structural constituent of ribosome. Gene Ontology annotation, cellular component: ribosome. Bases 128 to 697 code for a protein of 189 amino acids. The transcript has a single exon. Gene Ontology annotation, biological process: translation. Lineage: Eukaryota; Viridiplantae; Streptophyta; Magnoliopsida; Zingiberales; Zingiberaceae.